AUGCAUUUUGACGUUUGGCCCACCGUCUUGCCGCAGUAUUACGGCGUCGCUCCCUGGGGAGUUUAUCCGGCAUCGAUUAUUCAACAAAAUGCAUCGAAUCAACAGAGGAGACCUUUAUCACCGGGUUCGGCGGCGGCAGCCGCCGCAGCCGCUGCCACAUCCGACACAACCAACUUAACUCAGGGUCAAUAUAUAAUUCCUUAUUACGACCAAAACGGUCCCAUCGUCAUGGGUAACGUUAGGAGCAUAAGUAACACGGCACCCAUGCGACUCGUGUCUCCGGCUCCCGUAUUGGUCAACGCUGCCGCUGCUGCUGCUGCUACCACGGAUAUUGGUUUAAGUUCAACGUCUGGACGGCGAGAUUCAUUUGAUAGAAACAUUUCAGCUUUUUCGCCGUCUCUUGACUAUAACAGAGGUAAAUGGAAUACAAAUUAUGGAGCCUUGGGUACGGUGACAGCAGCCCCCAGCCCUUUGGGUCUUACAGGGUCUCUUACACCUCCGCCUUCUCUUACUGCGACUUUGGGUUCAUCAUCAAAUCUUCAAUUGGGUACGCUCAUGUCGAGCAGAGUUUUGUCCGCGGCACCUGGCGCAGAAGCAGUUGCCAAAUACAGAAACGGUUUGACGACGGCAGCUAUGUUCGGCUCGUCUAGUUCUCUAUUGACGAAAUUGACGGCUGCAUCUCGUCCUGGUGUUGUCGAUAAACCUGCUGGUAGAAGCAGAUUUUUGGAAGACUUCAGAAAUAACCGGUACCCGAGUUUGACGUUGAGAGAUCUGAGUCGUCACAUAGUUGAAUUUUCUCAAGAUCAACAUGGAUCUCGAUUUAUACAGCAGAAAUUGGAAAGAGCCACCGUUAACGAAAAGCAAAUGGUUUUCAAUGAAAUUCUACCGUCUGCUUAUAAUCUCAUGACGGAUGUUUUUGGAAAUUACGUCAUACAAAAAUUUUUCGAGUUUGGAACUCCUGAACAAAAGGCGAUCCUUUCUCAAAUCGUGAGGGGUCACGUUUUGCUUUUGGCUCUUCAAAUGUACGGCUGUAGAGUUAUACAAAAGGCUUUAGAAUCUUUAACAUCCGAACAACAGCAAGAAAUAGUUCGAGAGCUCGAUGGUCACGUGUUAAAAUGCGUUAAAGAUCAGAAUGGAAAUCACGUGGUUCAAAAAUGCAUCGAACGAGUCGAUCCCCAUGCUCUUCAGUUUAUAAUCAAUGCCUUAUCCGGUCAGGUGUUUGCUCUCUCUACUCAUCCCUACGGAUGUCGAGUAAUACAACGAAUAUUGGAACAUUGCACUCCCGAGCAAGUGGCUCCCAUAUUAGAAGAACUACACUCUCACGCUGAACAAUUAGUUCAGGAUCAAUUUGGCAACUAUGUUAUUCAACAUGUUCUAGAACACGGCAAACCUGAGGAUAAGUCAAAGAUCAUAAAUAAUGUUCGUGGGAAAGUACUCGCUCUGUCACAACACAAGUUUGCAUCUAACGUGGUUGAAAAAUGUGUGACUCACGCGACAAGGACUGAAAGAUCAGUUCUCAUUGAAGAAGUCUGCAAUUACAAUGACAAUGCACUUCAGUUGAUGAUGAAGGAUCAAUACGCGAAUUACGUUGUUCAGAAAAUGAUCGAUGUUUGCGAGCCUACUCAACGAAAGAUUUUAAUGCAUAAAAUCCGGGGACACAUUUCAGCUUUGAGAAAAUACACGUAUGGAAAACACAUAAUAGCUAAACUGGACAAGUUUCUCAUGAAACCGCCGACUCUGCCCUCCGUUGGCUCCGAACUUCUUUAA
Molecule: messenger RNA, 1767 nt
Organism: Pediculus humanus corporis (human body louse)
Lineage: Eukaryota; Metazoa; Arthropoda; Insecta; Psocodea; Pediculidae
Product: pumilio, putative
Exons: 9
Coding region: 1-1767 (588 amino acids)
Biological process (GO): post-transcriptional regulation of gene expression
Cellular component (GO): cytoplasm; nucleus
Molecular function (GO): mRNA 3'-UTR binding
Source: RefSeq, a predicted model, not a curated record